This is a messenger RNA of Paraglomus occultum, 250 nucleotides long. The record is from the annotation of a GenBank genome assembly. NCBI's taxonomy places the organism in Eukaryota, Fungi, Glomeromycota, Glomeromycetes, Paraglomerales, Paraglomeraceae.
GAGUCAUGAAGAUGAUAAAAACGGGGUUGAUUUUUUCAUUGCCAUUCAUGAUGUAAAUGAAUACCUCUCGGCUUGCGCUGGACAUAGGAUAACACAUAUUCCAAGUCGAGAUCGAAUAGUAUGCUUUGAUAUAAAGGUGUACAGUAUAAGGCGCGGUACUUCCUACUCUUCUAUACAAGUUGUUGCGUUGCUUUACGCUGUUAUAACUCAAUCGACUCCACCCCCUUAUGAACAGAUGCCUGAACCGUGA